Messenger RNA from Phalacrocorax carbo (great cormorant), 2275 nucleotides. The record is from RefSeq and is a predicted model, not a curated record. NCBI's taxonomy places the organism in Eukaryota, Metazoa, Chordata, Aves, Suliformes, Phalacrocoracidae.
AAGGACAUCACCGGCAAAGGGGGGCCUCCAGGCUUUGCUCCCCGGUUCCGGUGGGGGGCAAGGCUUUCUUUUCCCCAGACCCCCCGUCGUUUCGGGGCAGGGUGACGGCCACGUGGCGGGCGCAGGGCUGGGGCAGGACAUGUGCAGCCAGCUGGAUGGCGAGGGGGAACAAGCAGUGCCCCUGGCAGCCGCCCCGAAGCCGGCUGGGAUUAUUUAUGGAGCAGAUUUCCUCCAGUGAGUGCCAUCGGUGUCUAAAUUCCAGCUGGGAAAACUGAACUCGGCAUCAAAGAGCAGACCUGCGAGCAAGCAUCCAUCAAAGCAGCGUUGCCUUAAGCCUGGCCCAGGGGGGUUUGUUGGAUCAACCUGUGGGAAUCGGGGCGCAGGCUGGGAGCAGCAGGCUGGUGUGCCAGGCAUCUUAAAACACCCUCAGCCGGCAAAAAUCACUGCUCCGGUCUUCCCCUCUCCGGCUGCACGGGGACGGUUUGCUCAGUAUUGGUACAAAAUCCGCACCGUGUCUCUGGGUGGGCACCUCUCAGGAUCCCCCUGGACCUUCAAACUUUCUCCAACAAUUGUGUGGUGGGAAGGUCCGGGGCUUAUGCAAGGAGACCAUGACCACUGAUGAGGCCACCAAGAGCGAAGGGGAGGUGCAGGCGGCGACGCUUGCCGAGCGCGGGGAGGACAUCACGCCGGCUCAAGACCGAGGGGUCCUGAAGAUCAUUAAACGACCCGGCAGCGAAGAUGAGUCCCCCAUGAUCGGGGACAAGGUUUACGUCCACUACAAAGGCAAACUGGCCAAUGGUAAAAAGUUUGACUCCAGCCGCGAUCGGAACGAGCCCUUCAUCUUCAGCCUGGGCAAGGGUCAGGUAAUCAAGGCAUGGGACAUCGGAGUAGCUACCAUGAAGAAGGGAGAGAUCUGCUACUUGCUCUGCAAACCCGAGUAUGCGUACGGCUCUGCUGGCAGCGCCCCCAAAAUCCCCUCCAACGCCACCCUCUUUUUCGAGGCAAAGCUGCUUGACUUCAAAGGCGAGGACUUGUUUGAGGAUGGAGGGAUAAUCCGGAGGAUCAAGAGGAAGGGAGAAGGUUACUCCAACCCUAACGAAGGUGCUACGGUGGAAAUUCACCUGGAGGGAUUCUGCGGCGGCACCAGGUUCGACUGCAAAGACGUGAAGUUCGUCGUGGGCGAAGGGGAGGACCACGACAUCCCCAUUGGCAUCGACAAAGCCCUGGAGAAGAUGCAGAGGGGAGAGCACUGCAUCCUCUACCUCGGGCCACGGUACGGCUUCGGUGAGGCGGGGAAGCCGAAAUACGGCAUCCAGGCAAACGCAGAGCUGGUGUAUGAGGUUACGCUGAAGAGCUUUGAAAAGGCCAAGGAGUCGUGGGAGAUGGACACCAAAGAGAAGCUGGAGCAGGCUGCCGUCGUCAAGGAGAAAGGCACGAUGUACUUCAAGGAAGGCAAAUACUUGCAGGCCGUGAUUCAGUAUGGGAAGAUCGUGUCCUGGCUGGAAAUGGAGUAUGGCUUGUCUGAGAAAGAGUCGAAAGCCUCCAACUCCUUCCUCCUGGCUGCCUUCCUCAACCUGGCCAUGUGCUACCUGAAGCUGCGAGAGUACGCCAAAGCUGUCGAGUGCUGCGAUAAGGCGCUAGGACUGGACCAGGACAACGAGAAGGGCUUGUACCGGAGGGGCGAAGCCAGGUUAUUGAUGAACGAGUUUGAGCUGGCAAAAUGUGACUUUCAAAAAGUACUGGAAGUGAAUCCACAGAACAAAGCAGCGAAAUCCCAGAUCUCUGUCUGCCAGAAGAAGACGAAGGAGCACAACGAGCGGGACCGGAGGAUCUACGCCAACAUGUUCACAAAGUUUGCGGAGAGGGAUGCAAAGGAAGCAGCUAGCAAAUCCGGGGUCGAAAAAGCAAUGGAGAAAGCAGCUUGUGAGAAGGGACCGAAAACUCCUGGUGCUGAAGAAGAAGAGGCCGAAGGACAUGUAUGAUGGAGAAGGAGGGGAAGGGAGAGCCUACUGCCCUCAGCCCCCGCAGAAAAGGUUACUGCCAGACCUUGGGACUCGCCAGUGUUUUCUUGUAAAGCUUGUUACAGUUUGUGUGAUCGUGGAAGCAAAAAGCGCCUCACACAGAAAAAACGAACCUCGUCCCACCGCCCUGGGUGCGCUUGGGGGCAGAGCGGGAACGGUGGGAUGCUGUGGGACCACAGCACGUGGAACAAAUAGCUUUUAAACAGAGAGAAAGAGAGAAAAAAAAAAAAUAAAUAAAAAUUGAAACUCUUGGC